Messenger RNA from Triticum aestivum (bread wheat), 919 nucleotides. RefSeq names its product putative cyclin-dependent kinase F-2. Lineage: Eukaryota; Viridiplantae; Streptophyta; Magnoliopsida; Poales; Poaceae. The transcript has 2 exons. Gene Ontology annotation, molecular function: protein serine/threonine kinase activity; ATP binding. Gene Ontology annotation, cellular component: cytoplasm. Gene Ontology annotation, biological process: regulation of autophagy; peptidyl-serine phosphorylation. The record is from RefSeq and is a predicted model, not a curated record. Bases 1 to 774 code for a protein of 257 amino acids.
AUGACCAUCAAUGAUCAUCAACGCCUUGCCGACGACAGCCCUGUCGCCCUCCUCCAGUGCCAGCCCAUAAACAGCCUCGAUCCUCAAAAUUUUAUAAACGAGUCGAUUAUCGAGAUCUUGGAUGUGGCGACGGACGCCGAGACAAGGGACGUGUUCCUCGUCACGGAGCUCGUCGCCGACGGCCGCACCCUCCGCGAGUCGCUCUGGAGGCCUGUAUCCGAGGACGUGACGCGCGUGAUGAUGGAGCAGCUCCUGGACGCUGCAAAGAACAUACAUGGAGCCGGCGUCAUCCACCGGGACUUCAAGCCGGAGAACGUCAUGGUCGGCUUCUUCGGCGGGCUCAAGGUUGGUGACUUUGGGUCGGCGAUGCGGGCGAAGCCGGCCGGAGUGCCCUAUGAGGAGUGCUGUGUCGGCACCCUGAUCUACACCUCACCGGAGCAGCUGGAAGGCAACCGGUACUACGGCCAGGCCGUGGACAUGUGGGCGCUUGGGUGCAUCAUGGCGGAGAUGUUGGCCGGCGCGACCCUCUUCGUGGCGGACACAGAGGAGGAGCUGCUCGCCGAGAUUUACAAGUUGCGAGAUCAGAUCACUUCUACGGGGAAGCUCGACCUGGAGUUCUUCGAGGAGCUUUCGGAAGCCGGGCGUGACGUCCUCACCGGCCUGCUUGCCUUCAACCCCGCCGAGAGGAUCACGGCGGCGGAAGCGCUCGAGCACCGGUGGUUCAGCAAGCCCAAAGGAGCAGAGCACCCUGGCUUUGUGUCGCUGAAGAGUUAAUUAGCUUGAUGUAGCAUCUGAUAGAUGCAGUGCCACUGGUUAAUUAUUUCAUUGCAGUGCCACUGACUUAGCUUAACUGCUGUGUUACUGUGUAAUCAGUUGCACGAAUCUUAGUUAUGUGUUCCUGUUCAUGUAAUUAUUUGAC